AGCACUGAAAUCAACUGAUAAGAAGCAGUCACGAGCAAUGAUCGCGGAGUUGAUACAUCUCAGCACAGUCGAUCGUCAGUCGACGAUGGUACGCCGAGCAGUGAUGGGAGUCCAUUCUGAAUUUCUCCUACGAUGGGCAGUUCUGAUAACCUUUGCACACCUUUCAAUCACCGCUGAUUACAGUUGUACCGAUCGCUACAAGGAAUACUGCGUUGUAGAGAAUGUUACCGCCGACGCAAUCGACAGUUCGAGUUUUCCUCCGGAAAAGGCCUUGCUCAUCCAAAAUAGUACCAUUCCAGUGUUCGGAGAACACAUCCUCCGUAAAAUGGCACCAGUUGAAAGCCUAAUGAUACAUCAUUUGAAAAUUGAACAGCUGCAGCUAGCAGAAUGUGAUCAACUGUUAACACUAUUCGCCAGCUAUAACCAUAUCUCCGAACUAACCGUCGCAAACGAUUUUCCUCUGCGAAACCUUCAUCUCUACCAGAAUUUGCUCACCAACAUAAGUGGUCUGCGAGUGUUGACCAGCCUGGAACAGCUAUACCUAAACGAUAAUUUGUUAGCGAAUCUUGAGUUCGACGUGUUCGCCAACAUGAAACAUCUGAAGAUCUUGACUCUACACAGGAAUUUUCUCACCGCGAUCGACUGCAAACAAUCGAUUAGUCUGCCUGCUCUCGAGUCCUUGUUCUUACAGCACAACAAACUAACCUAUCUGGACACAGGGAUGUGGAAAAUGCCCUCGCUCCAAAAGCUAGACCUAAGUGCGAACGAACUCGCGUUUUUGUUCACCUUUCUUGAAGAAUUUCCUGCGCUCCGAGUGCUGGAACUGUACGACAACAAGUGGAACUGCGCAUGGCUAUCGAAAAUGGUAGACCGCAUGGAGCUCCGCGAGAUUCAGCACACCCAGGUCGAUCCCACCUGCGACGAUGGGGUUCUAUUCGAUGAGGUUUGCUGUCUUCACGAGGCAGACGCUCCGGAUCCGAUGAUGCUGCUGAUCAGCCGAACCACAGUUGUGGACGAUCUGCAGGGACAGCUGGGAGCUCAGCGAAAAACAGUUGGCGAUCUGGAGGAAGCUCACCGCAAGCAAACGUUUAAGUUUGAGGAAAUGCAGGACAAGAUUGACCGGCUGGACGAGUUUUGUAGAGGCGAGUUCUAGUGAAGGGCCUUCGGAAUGUUUUGAACAUAUAUUACGAAUGUUUUUUUAACUUUAAA
This is a messenger RNA of Toxorhynchites rutilus septentrionalis, 1209 nucleotides long. Its product is annotated as reticulon-4 receptor-like 2. The transcript has 2 exons. Gene Ontology annotation, cellular component: extracellular matrix. NCBI's taxonomy places the organism in Eukaryota, Metazoa, Arthropoda, Insecta, Diptera, Culicidae. Gene Ontology annotation, molecular function: protein binding. The record is from RefSeq and is a predicted model, not a curated record. The coding region runs from base 38 to 1153 and encodes 371 amino acids.